Erinaceus europaeus (western European hedgehog) is the source of this 1994-nucleotide messenger RNA. RefSeq names its product carboxylesterase 1 (gene CES1). Gene Ontology annotation, cellular component: lipid droplet; endoplasmic reticulum. The coding region runs from base 94 to 1791 and encodes 565 amino acids. Gene Ontology annotation, molecular function: carboxylic ester hydrolase activity. The record is from RefSeq and is a predicted model, not a curated record. Gene Ontology annotation, biological process: lipid catabolic process. The transcript has 14 exons. NCBI's taxonomy places the organism in Eukaryota, Metazoa, Chordata, Mammalia, Eulipotyphla, Erinaceidae.
AGCUAAAGGGAAGGAGGUAAUGAAAACCACACCCCCAAAACACCACCAGACAAGAAGCCUCUUGGGACUCACCAGUGCUUUAGUUCUUCCAAGAUGUGGUCCUCCCUCCUAUUCCUGCUUUUCUUCACCACUUCCACAAUAUGGGGACACUCUUCCUCACCUCCUGUUGUGGACACUCAGAAAGGCAAAGUCCUAGGAAAGUACGAACACCUAGAAGGAUUUGCCCAGCCAGUGGCUGUCUUCCUGGGGAUCCCUUUUGCUAAGCCUCCCCUGGGGUCCCUGAGGUUUACUCCUCCACAGCCUGCAGAACCAUGGAACUUCGUAAAGAGGACCACCUCCCACCCUCCUAUGUGUUCCCAAGAUGCAGUGGGGGGGCAGGUACUCUCAGAACUCUUUACUAACAGCAAGGAGAACAUUCCUCUCAAGUUUUCUGAAGACUGUCUCUACCUAAAUAUCUACACUCCUGCUGACUUGACAAAGAAAAGCAGGCUGCCGGUGAUGGUGUGGAUCCAUGGAGGUGGGCUGCUUGUGGGUGGGGCAUCCACCUAUGAUGGGCUGGCCCUCUCUGCCCAUGAAAAUGUGGUAGUGGUGACCAUUCAGUACCGGCUGGGCAUCUGGGGAUUCUUCAGCACAGGGGAUGAACACAGUCUGGGGAACUGGGGUCAUCUGGAUCAGGUGGCUGCACUGCACUGGGUCCAGGAGAACAUCGCCAACUUUGGAGGAAACCCUGGUUCUGUGACCAUCUUUGGAGAGUCAGCAGGAGGAGAAAGCGUUUCUGUCCUUGUUUUAUCUCCUCUUGCCAAGAACCUCUUCCACAGGGCCAUCUCUGAGAGUGGCGUGGCCUUCACUGCUGGUCUAGUCCAAAAGGACAUGAAAGCUACAGCUAAGCAAAUUGCUGUCUUUGCUGGAUGUAAGUCCACCACCUCGGCUGUCCUGGUUCACUGCCUGCGCCAGAAGACAGAGGAGGAACUCUUGGAGACAUCACUGAAACUGAAAUUUUUCUCUGUUGACUUAGUUGGAGAUCCCAGAGAGAACCAUCCCUUCCUGCCCACUGUGGUUGAUGGGGUGGUGCUGCCGAAGACACCUGAAGAGAUCCUGUCUGACAAGACAUUCAACACCGUUCCCUACAUUGUUGGAAUCAACAAGCAAGAGUUUGGCUGGAUUCUACCUACGAUGAUGGGUUACCCGCUCUCUGAAGGCAAGAUGGACCAGAAGACAGCUGCAUCUCUCUUAUGGAAAUCCUACUCCAUUGCUAAUCUCUCUGAGGAACUAACUCCAGUGGCUGCUGAGAAAUAUUUAGGAGAAACAGACGACCCUGUCAAAAAGAAAGACCGCUUCCUGGACUUGAUGGCAGAUGUGCUAUUUUGUAUUCCAGCUGUGACUGUGGCUCGUCAGCACAGAGAUGCUGGAGGCCCCACCUACAUGUACGAAUUUCAGUACAGACCAAGCUUCUCAUCAGACAUGAGGCCCAAGACAGUAAUAGGGGACCAUGGAGAUGAACUCUUCUCAGUCUUCGGAGCCCCCUUUUUAAAAGGUGGGGCCUCUGAAGAGGAACUCAAGCUCAGCAAGAUGGUGAUGAAAUUUUGGGCCAAUUUUGCUCGGAAUGGAAACCCCAAUGGAGAUGACUUGCCCCACUGGCCCGCAUAUGACCAGAAGGAAGGGUACCUGAAGAUUGGUGCUACCACCCAGGCAGCCCAGAAGUUAAAAGACAAGGAAGUGGCUUUCUGGAAUGAACUCAUAUCCAGAGAGACAGCAGAGAGGCCACCCCACAGAGAACAUGUUGAACUGUGAACAGGAAGCCCACCAGGCCUGGUGGUUGGGGGGCGUGGGGAGGAGGCGGCUUGGGGUCGUUCUAUUGACACAAACGAUAUUUAGAGGCCUAAGAAGCAUUUGAUUGUGGUGGCUAGGGAAUUAUCUGGUGAAGGAGAGCAGAGACAAAAGGAGCAGAUUCUGUACCCUCAAAUAUGGGAAUAAAUCCUCCUUUGGAGACCAAA